AUGAGCCCCAUGAAGAAAGGCAUGAAACGAAACCACCGCACUGGUAGUACCGCUGGCAACCGCGGUAGACCCACGAUCACAACCACGACCAGUCUGUUGUUCGUACUGUUGCUUCGAUCAUCUCGACUUUUCUUCGUUCAGGCCGAUAUUUGUUUCUUACUGUAUCAGAAUGCAGACAACUUAUUAGAAACGGGAAUGCGCAAGAGUCUGAAGCAAUGGAUCAACUCGGACGCCAUUCGAGACCCGACCGUGACGACCUGGGUGUACUUUGACGCGCUCAAUAAUGUCAAGGGCGUGCGCAAGGACACGCCGGAUAUCAAAGUACCCACGACACCGCUGGAAGAUGUCUGGACUAAGGAUGGAAGUCAGCUCUUGACGGAUGAAAGCAAGGUCAAGUUUACGGGGAGUUACUACAUGUCGUUCGAUCACGAAGACCAAAAGAUGAAAGUCUACAAGGAAGUCCGCGAAGAACAAGACAGUGACGAUCCCGGAACUCUAUGGGGAUUCGUAGGAUACUCCAUGGAACGUUGCCUGGGGCGUGGAGCCAACGAAACCUUUCUGAUCUUGAAUGGAUACGGAGAAGGCAGCAACGGAUUCGGUGGCGAUGACAAUAAACAACGGCGACAAAGACAGCGAAGGCGACGGCUAGUCCCCGAAGUCACAGAACCGGAACCAGACGAAACCCAAGAUCCACCGAUAGAAACGGACCAGACAGAAGGAGGAGGAGGUGGAACGCACGACAGCCAACCGGUCCAGGUAGAAUCGCACGAAGAUGUGGUCAUGGCGCUGCGACAAGUCCUGCAUGACCUGCACGGAGGACCUGCCAAGUUCUCGGUUUUAGGAUUUGAUGCACACUUUAUGCAGACGUUUCGUUCCGUCAACGAAUACAAAUCCAUCACCAAACACAUGCUGGCCAGUCAAUCUCUCAUGCCUGAACAUGGCUUGGCAUACGAGACACUGACAGAGACAUCCACAGCCAAGGCGCUGGCACAACAGAUGGUGUCCGAGUUUGUUUCGCAGCCUCAAUCCGAUAAUGGACAUCACAGCACGCCCAAGACCCUUAGUUUGAUCGAUACAGGACUCCCCUUUACCACCUUUCUGAAUGCCACCAAUGCCUUUCUUGGAGCCAUGACCGAACUAAUCAAGAAUCCAAACACGAUGGAUGCACACUUUUUUGCUCAUUUACAUCGAGCGCGAUCCCAAGCUGUCACGUAUGCCAAGGAUUGUGCCAUUGAUCUGGGGAGCUUCUUGUACCAACUUGCCGACUUGUGCGAUCCAGAACCCGAUUCCGACCUGGCAGUCUUGGCCAACAACCUCAACGACGCGUACCGGCAUUUGUUCGUUGCUCGAGACUUUGGACCAGGCACUGUGGAAGGCACCGGUUUACUCAUUGAUUUCCCCACGGUGCAUGAGUACAAUAAGGAUCCGACCUUUUGGGAAGAUAGCUUGUUUCUCACAAACGACCAAACCGUCCGAGAGGAGAACCCCAAAUACGUGGAGUUCUUUCAAGCCUACGUGUCUGCAACACAAAGGGAUGAUCGACAAGCCAUGACCACCGAGAGUGUCUGUCGCAUCCAGGCAGCUGGAACAUUUGUCGAAACUGCUUCUAGUGGAGUGACUAUCUUUGUGCAACCCUUGUCAUCGGUGAGUGACAUGUCCAGAUCGUUUGUCGUCGGCGGUAUUGACAAGGAGGACGCCAUGAUGACCAAUCCUGGUGUCGAUGGACUCUUUGUGGACCCACAAGUGGCCAGCAAUCCCAGUACGGGCCAUGUCGAGGUCAAGACGGGAUUGCAAAUGUUAGCCACGACCGUGGAUGCAUUUUAUGGAGUCAAUGUUACCAACUUGAUGGAUGACUACAAAGGCGCGCACCAGCCGCAUGAUCAGAGAAUGUUGCGUCGAAACCUAGGCUCGGAGCACCCGGUCAAUAACGACGAGUUUAUCAUUCUUUACGGAGGCAAGGCACCCGGAGACUUUGUAUCCACUCAAAACACCAUGGAAUGGAAGGCUACAUGGGAUCGGCAAUUCUAUGUCCUCAAUGACGGCUCAGGCGAACACUUUCACAUGAUCUUUGUCAAGGAACCAGAAGAACCGGGUACGUUUGAUGCCAAACAGGUGGAGGUUGUGUACUUUCCAGACUACAACACCAAGAUACGCGAAGAAAUGUCUGUGCGCAGUGGAACUCCUGUUGCCUCAGCCGUUCCUCAUAUGGGCGGAAGCAAGGGGUAUCUUGAGAUUCGCACGGACCCCACGACAGGCAAGGAUUCGUUCACCUUGUACGAGACCUAUUGCAAGAUGGCGAUUCUUGGGCACGAGAAUUGCAAUGUUCGUCAACCGAUUGGUGGAUUUGUUGCGCCAGUGAUACCAGUCCGCGGGCGAGUUCAUGGCCACAUCCUGAGAGACAUUGUGGGUGGACCUUCUGGUAAAGUCAUCGCUUGGGACACUGUCGAUGGAUGGAGCUUGGAUGCCAUGUCCCAAACGGAGUUUCAAGAAGCCAUCAAAGCCGGAUCUGUUGUGAUGGAAUUGGAAGCAAGCUCGUCCGAUGAAGUCAAGACUGAUCUCCGUUCGUUCGACGUCACAGCCACUGAUGAUGGUCGAGUCGAGAAGAUUCUCACUGAGCAACCGACAGGAUCCCCGACGACCACGCCAGCAACACCAUCCCCUACAACUUUACGACCAACAGGAUUCCCAACAACCCUACCUCCCGAGAUUCCUCCUGCCGAGCCGGAUGUUGCCAGGUGCAAGCCCGCCAUUCAGAGCUCUACACUAGAAGGCAAUGUAGCCCGACAGGCAUUAACGGGCGACAUAAAUAUACUGUCACACACACAAUGCGAAAUGCACCCCUGGUGGAUGGUUGAUCUGUUCUCUUAUCGCCCAAUCAGCAGUGUAAUAGUUCAUAAUCGUCAGGAUUGUUGCACUGAUCGAUUGAGUGGCGUUGUGGUUGAGUUGCUGGAUGAAAACGAUAAAGGCAUAGCCUUUGUCCAGCACAACCCCGAUACGGAGGGUCCCAUCGAGUCGUCCUGGACUGCACAAUUCGAAGGACAGGAAGCAAGGAAAGUUCGAGUGUCGAUUGAGAGGUUGGACGAAUGCGAAUUUCUGAAUCUGGCGUCGGUGCAAGUGUUUAGUGACAGCUGCACUGAGAAGGAUUCCUGCAGCCACAUUGGUGGUGGUUGCGACUACGGCAACGUUGCCCUCUGCAAGCCUGCCACACAGAGCACAUCGUUUGUAGCUGAUCCCGCCAAUGACCCCACAGGGAGUGAAAACGGUGCUUGGAGAGCCACGGAUGGAACCCCCACUCUGUCCCACACCGACUGCGAAGAGGCACCAUGGUGGGAGCUCGAUUUGCUCAGCGAGCGGAUUGUGACAGAAAUCGUCAUAAAGAAUCGAGAAGAUUGCUGCUUUGAGCGGCUGAACGGACUGACAGUAGAGCUCACGAACCAAUUCAACCAGCUCACCGGGUUGUAUCAACACGACCCAGCUACAGGUGCCAUCAAGCCAAUGCUGAUUGUCCACUUUGACAGCGUAGAAACCAGGAAGGUGCGUCUUUCCUUGAAGCGAGGCCCAAACGAUUUAUGUGGAUUUUUGAACUUGGAAGAAGUACAAGUCUACAGUGAUUGCAUCCCAGGAGAUGCGUGCCAAACAGAAACAGGAUGCCCGCAAGUGGCAAUAGCAACUUAA
Messenger RNA from Seminavis robusta, 3675 nucleotides. Lineage: Eukaryota; Bacillariophyta; Bacillariophyceae; Naviculales; Naviculaceae. The record is from the annotation of a GenBank genome assembly.